This is a messenger RNA of Cebus imitator (Panamanian white-faced capuchin), 625 nucleotides long. RefSeq names its product diazepam binding inhibitor, acyl-CoA binding protein (gene DBI). Gene Ontology annotation, molecular function: fatty-acyl-CoA binding. Lineage: Eukaryota; Metazoa; Chordata; Mammalia; Primates; Cebidae. Gene Ontology annotation, cellular component: mitochondrion. Bases 138 to 401 code for a protein of 87 amino acids. The transcript is spliced from 4 exons. Gene Ontology annotation, biological process: fatty acid metabolic process. The record is from RefSeq and is a predicted model, not a curated record.
CUUCUCGGUCCUCGCCCGAGCAGAGUUGGGACUGGUAGACCGCGCCUCUGAAGGCGCCUGCCAGCUCAGACUGGGCGAUCGCUUCCUACUCCUCGCCUUUUCCGCGGGCUCCGUGGAGUUCUUGCAAGCCGGCCAGGAUGUCUCAGGCUGAGUUUGAGAAAGCUGCAGAAGAAGUUAAGAACCUUAAGACCAAGCCAGGAGAUGAUGAGAUGCUUUUCAUCUAUGGCCACUACAAACAAGCGACUGUGGGCGACAUAAAUACAGAACGGCCCGGGAUGUUGGACUUCAAGGGCAAGGCCAAGUGGGAUGCCUGGAAUGAGCUGAAAGGGACUACCAAGGAAGAUGCCAUGAAAGCUUACAUCAACAAAGUGGAAGAGCUAAAGAAAAAAUACGGGAUGUGAGAGACUGGAUUUGGUUGCCAGGCCAUGUGUUUAUCCUAAACGGAGACAAUGCCUUGUUUUUUCUAAUACCAUGGUUGGUGGGAAUUCGGGAAAAUAACCAGUUAACCCAGCUACUCAAGGCUGCUCACCAUACAGCUCUAACAGGUUAGGGACUAAAACAAUCACUGACCUUCCUUGAGUAGUUUUUAUCUGAGAUCAAUUAAAAGUGUAUUUGUUAAUUUAAA